AAGUGGUCUGUCAGCACCAGAAAGCUGUCCUCAUACCGGUGUCCCAGGAAGAGUGGCAGCAACAACCGAUGCCCAGAGAAGACUAUACAUGCCCAAACGCAAGGUGCAUUUUAAUCUACCACUUCAAAUGUUUCGUGAAUAACGAGGAGAUUAUAAAGCAACAGGUGAAAGAAAAGCUCUUGGCAUCAGCAGCGCUGUGCGCUCUCAACAGGUCGUGGAUAAGUUACAGAUAAUAACCGGUGUCUAACAGAACAUUCACAAGAUGUAUCCAUUAUUGUGUGGAUGCGCACAGUUUUUGAUGGUCUUUUGGAGGUGCUGCAUUGUGGUUGAUGCGAUAUCCGGUAAUUUUACGCUUGACAACGAGAUUCAUUCAAGUUUCAUCCAGCGCCGUCUGCGAAGCCACGAGCGCAAAGAAAUGCAGCGGGAGAUUCUCUCCAUCCUUGGGUUACCACAACGACCCCGGCCAAACCUCUACGAGAAGCACACCGCUGCCCCGAUGUUCAUGUUGGAUUUGUACAACGCAAUUUCGACAGGGGGAGAAGAACUUCGAUUAUCGUACCCUUACAGCCCUGUUUUCACGACACCAGAUCCUCCCAGACUACCUCCGCAAGACAGCCGCUUUCUCAACGAUGCUGAUAUGGUGAUGAGUUUUGUCAACUUGGUGGAGCCGGAUCUGGAGGUCCCCCCUGGCCCGAGGCACCAGAGGGAGUUCCGUUUUGACCUGUCCCGCAUCCCAGAGGGUGAGGCCGUCACGGCCGCCGAGUUCCGCAUCUACAAGGACUUCGUCCAGGAGCGCUACGAGAAUGAGACCUUCCGUGUCAGUGUCUACCAGGUGUUACAACGACACCCAGACAGCGAGGGUGACCUCUUCAUGCUGGACUCGCGGGUGGUGUGGGCAGAGGAGGAGGGAUGGCUGGAGUUCGACGUCACCGUGACCAGCAACCUCUGGGUUCUGCACCCGGGCCAGAACUUGGGCAUGCAACUGGUCCUGGAGGGGAUGGAGGGCCAAAGUGUGAACCUGUGCAGCGCAGGACUGGUGGGCAGCAGCGGACCCCGUAACAAGCAGCCCUUCAUGGUGGCCUUCUUCAAGGCCACAGAGGUGCACCUCCGGGGUGUGCGCUCCACCUCAGGCCACAAGCAGCGCCACGGCAACCGCUCCAAGGGCCACAAGGGCCACAAGGGCUCGGCUGCCGGCUCCAGGGCCGGCUCCGGAUCCAGCUCCGCUGACGGUGGCAGCCAGGAGGCUCUAAAACUCGCCGAGGCUGCAGCAGCAGAGACCCUGAGCCCUGAUCAGAAACAGGGUUGUAAGAAGCAUGAGCUCUACGUCAGCUUCAGAGACCUAGGAUGGCAGGACUGGAUCAUCGCCCCAGAGGGCUACGCGGCGUACUACUGUGACGGAGAGUGCGCUUUCCCUCUCAACUCCUACAUGAACGCCACCAACCACGCCAUUGUGCAGACACUGGUUCACUUUAUAAACCCAGACACCGUGCCCAAGCCCUGCUGCGCCCCCACCCAACUCCAUGGCAUCUCCGUGCUCUACUUCGACGACAGCUCCAACGUCAUCCUCAAGAAGUACCGCAACAUGGUGGUCAGGGCCUGCGGAUGCCACUGACACCACCUCCUCCUCUUCCUCAUUCCCAUGAUGUAUCUGUGCCAGGUAGGUGGCAAGAGGGACACUUGGAUCUUUGAUGAACUCCUUGUAGAUUAAAAAAAACAAAUACUAAACAUGCUGCACAUCAGGAGAGAAGAACAAACAGAUUGAACCAGAUGGGCCUCGUGCCAUGGUUUCCACAGAAGGACAGUGUUGUGGAGUCUGUCUGUUGUUUUACGCUGGACGUGGUCUUAAUGGUACUCAAGAAAUUUUUUUGGACUGUGGUCAGUAUCGAGCAACGGCCCUCUUCUGCUUGACCCUUGUGUACACUCCUGUUGAUGCGCCAGUACAGCACUGAAAGGGAAUCUCUCCUCCCAAAAGGAACAGCUGUCCCUGAUUAUUUGAGGAGGCUUGUUUGGGCCAUGGA
Clupea harengus (Atlantic herring) is the source of this 2018-nucleotide messenger RNA. RefSeq names its product bone morphogenetic protein 7-like. Gene Ontology annotation, cellular component: extracellular region. The record is from RefSeq and is a predicted model, not a curated record. Gene Ontology annotation, molecular function: growth factor activity; cytokine activity. NCBI's taxonomy places the organism in Eukaryota, Metazoa, Chordata, Actinopteri, Clupeiformes, Clupeidae. Gene Ontology annotation, biological process: BMP signaling pathway.